AUGUCUAAAGAAGAAAUUAGCUCUAAAAUAAUAGGAAUUGAUCUAGGAACAACCAAUUCUUGUGUGUCUCUUAUACAUAACAAUAUCCCACAAAUUAUUGAAAACGAAGAAGGUGGUAGAACUACACCAUCGGUGGUAUCAAUUUUUAAAGAUAAAAUUUUAACAGGUGAGCAAGCUAAGUCUAACUUGUUAUUACAUCCCAAGAAUACGAUUUUUGCGUCUAAGAGAUUGCUGGGACGAAAAUUUGAUGAUGUAGAAUUAAAAGAUUAUUUAAAAAGCUUACCAUAUGACACUACUAAGCAUUGUAACGGCGAUAUUUGGAUAAAAAUUGACAAUAAGAAAUAUUCUCCUGCACAAAUUGGUGCAUUUAUUUUGUCAAAAAUGAAAAAUGCCGCAGAGAAUUUUUUAAAUUCUAAAGUAUUAAGAUCUGUUAUAACAGUGCCCGCAUAUUUUGAUGACAUGCAAAGGCAAGCUACUAAAGAUGCGGGAAGGAUUACGGGAUUACAAGUGCUUAGAGUGAUUAAUGAGCCUACUGCGGCAGCACUUGCUUAUGGGCUUGACAAGUCUGCGCAGGGUAUUAUAGCUGUUUAUGAUCUGGGAGGAGGAACUUUUGACAUUAGUAUAUUAGAAUUAGAUAAUGGUAUUUUUCAUGUAAAAUCUACUAACGGAAAUACUUUUUUAGGAGGAGAAGAUUUGGAUAAUACUUUAGUAGAUUAUAUUAAUGAAAAAUUUAAAAGUAAAACAGGAAUUGAUUUACUUAAACACGAUUCUUGUUAUAAUAGAAUUAAAGAAGCAGCGGAAAAAAUGAAAAAAAAACUGUCGUCUAAUCUUUCGUCUGAAAUUAAUAUUCCGUAUAUUUAUAACGAUAGUAAAAAGAAUUAUCACUUAAAAGAGGUAAUUACACGCGACGAAUUUGAAAAAAUUACAAAAAAGUUAAUAGACAAAACAAUAAACCCCUGUCUUAAAGCUAUUAGAGAUGCCAAUAUAACUAAAAGUGAUAUUAAACACGUUAUACUUGUGGGUGGAAUGACACGAAUGCCGUAUGUUAGAAAACUUGUUAAGAAGAUUUUUGGUAUCGAGCCUUCUACAAAUAUUAAUCCAGAUGAAGCUGUUGCUAAAGGGGCCGCUCUACAAGCAGGCGUGUUAGAAGGAAAAAUAAAAGAUGUCCUAUUAUUGGAUGUAGUACCAUUGAGUUUAGGUAUAGAGCUUUUGGGCGGGAUUUUUAAUAAGAUAAUUCAUAGAAAUUCUACUAUUCCAUUUAAGGAAACACACAAUUUUUCUACCUCUGAAGAUAAUCAAUCCGAAGUAGAUAUUAGAAUAUAUCAAGGAGAAAGAAAGAUGGUAAAAGACAAUAAAUAUUUAGGAGCUAUAAAACUCAAAAACAUUCCUAAAGCACCUGCAGGUAUUCCAAAGAUAGAUGUUACAUUUGAAGCCGAUGCUAACGGAAUAUACAAAGUAUCUGCGCAAGACGGGAUAACGAAAAAAAAGCAAGAAAUCGAAAUUGUGCCUUCAAGUGGAUUAAAUGAAGGUGAAAUUUCGCAAAUGAUACGAGAAGCCGAAGAAAAUUCGAAAAAAGAUGAAAUUGAAAAAAAUUGUGCCGAAUUUAAAAUUGAAAUUCAACAAUUUUUAAAGUACAAACAAGUAACAGAUGAAACAAAAGAGAUUUUAAAGUCAUAUUUGACUAAAAAAAUUUAUGACUUAGAACAAGCAAAAAAAAUAUUGAAAAAUUCUUAA
This is a messenger RNA of Vairimorpha ceranae, 1734 nucleotides long. RefSeq names its product heat shock protein. The transcript has a single exon. The record is from RefSeq and is a predicted model, not a curated record. Gene Ontology annotation, biological process: protein refolding; cellular response to unfolded protein. The coding region runs from base 1 to 1734 and encodes 577 amino acids. Lineage: Eukaryota; Fungi; Microsporidia; Nosematidae. Gene Ontology annotation, cellular component: mitochondrion; cytoplasm. Gene Ontology annotation, molecular function: ATP hydrolysis activity; ATP binding; misfolded protein binding.